CAAGAUAACGGAUCAACAGUUACUGUGUGUGUAUGUGUGAGAGAGAAAAAGAGAAUAUCCCAAAAUCUUUUAUAUAUUUAUAGUAUAUAUUAUCCCCUUUCUAAAUUAUGAAGAAAACAAAGAAAUGUGAGGCUAAUUAAUCUGGAUCUUUUCUGAUCUGAUUCUUGUUGGGUAUUUUUGGGAAAGCCGUUUUCUAGGUGAGCUAACUAGGGUUUGUUUCUUUUGAGCCACAGAAUUGGGAAAUGCGAAAUCAACUCUACUUGAAUGUAAAUGAGGUUUUCUUGAAAAGGGUUUUUUUUUGCUUUCUGAAGCUGAAUUGAACAGAAAUUGUUUCAAAAGUUUGAAUUUUGAUGAUAUGGGGUUGAAGAAGAUGAGCUUUUUGCGGUGAAGUUAUAGGGGUAUAAGCUGAGUAUACACUAAAGAAGCUUCUGCUUUUAGCCGAGGGUCUGUCGGAAACAGCGUCAAGAUCUGCCGUACACACUACCCUCCCCGGACCCGGUUGUUGUUGUUAUUUAGAAGAUAUUAAUGGUUGGAUAUGGUUGGAAUGUUAUGGCAUUAAUCAAGAAGUUACCGUUCGGGAGAGAGCUUUUAUGAUCUUACUGGUAUUGAAUUGUGUGAGCUGCUUCAUUUAAAAGCUGGAGAUAUUAAAGAGAAGAUACUUUUAUUAGUUUAUUUAGGUCUGCAAUAGGUUGUGCUCUUCUGUAAGGGAAAGCUGGAAAACCAUUCCUCAUUUACUCGGGAAUGGUUUUAAGACGUCUUACUGCAAGUUGUUUGCUCCAAGCAUUUAGAUCAUAAGCAGUGCUUCAGCUGAAUUUCAAACUAUUGUGAACAAAUGAGUUGCCAAUUAUGUGAGUUGCCAAUUAUGAAAGUCACGCUCGCAAAGAGUGGUAGGCAUCAGAAUUAGGGAGGAAUAUGGCAACUCCAGUUGAGCCUCCUAAUGGGAUUAGGACCCCAGGGAAGCAUUACUACUCUAUGUGGCAAUCCCUCUUUGAAAUUGAUACGAAAUAUGUACCUAUUAAGCCUAUUGGUCGAGGGGCCUAUGGAAUUGUUUGUUCUUCCGUUAACAGGGUAACCAAUGAGAAGGUUGCAAUCAAGAAAAUAAACAAUGCUUUUGAGAACCGUAUUGAUGCUCUGAGAACUUUGCGUGAGCUAAAGCUCCUUCGCCACCUUAGACACGAAAAUGUGAUUGCUCUGAAAGAUGUGAUGAUGCCAAUCCACAGGCGAAGUUUCAAAGAUGUUUACUUGGUUUACGAACUAAUGGAUACUGAUUUACAUCAGAUAAUCAAAUCCUCUCAAACACUUUCAAAUGAUCAUUGCCAGUAUUUCCUAUUCCAGUUGCUUCGAGGUCUGAAAUAUCUCCAUUCUGCAAAUAUUCUUCAUCGUGACUUGAAACCUGGGAACUUGCUUAUCAAUGCUAACUGCGAUCUGAAGAUAUGUGACUUCGGGCUGGCACGCACGAGCAGUGGCAAGGACCAGUUUAUGACUGAAUACGUUGUUACACGCUGGUAUAGGGCUCCGGAACUCCUCCUUUGCUGUGACAACUAUGGAACAUCGAUUGACGUAUGGUCUGUUGGUUGCAUUUUCGCGGAGCUCUUAGGGAGGAAACCCGUCUUUCCAGGUACUGAAUGCCUUAACCAACUUAAACUGAUUAUCAACAUCCUUGGCAGUCAGCGAGAAGAAGAUAUUGAAUUUAUCGAUAACCCAAAGGCGAGGAAGUACAUCAAAUCACUACCAUACUCUCCCGGAACACCCUUUUCCCGUCUCUAUCCCCAUGCUCAUCCUUUGGCCAUCGAUCUCCUGCAGAGAAUGCUCGUGUUUGACCCUUCGAAAAGAAUUAGUGUUAUCGAAGCACUUCAGCAUCCAUACAUGUCCCCCUUGUAUGAUCCAAACACUGACCCCCCAGCGCAGGUUCCUAUCAAUCUUGACAUAGAUGAGGACUUAGGGGAAGAGACCAUAAGGGAAAUGAUGUGGAACGAAAUACUCGAAUACCAUCCUGAAGCGGCCUCAGCUGCUAUGGAAGUUGUUCUAUGAGCUGCUUCUUGAAAAGUUGUUGAGGUAAUGUUAGAGCUUUUUGUAACUUAUCUCUAAUAAGAUUUCCGCGCUUUCAAUAAUAUCAAGUCUUGAUUCAUCGACAGUUUGAGCUGUGAUGCAUAUAAGAACUGCUUGUAUAAGCUUGAACUUCUCGAGCAUGUAACGUCUUAAUCUGUAUAUAUGUGUGGUUUUGUAAGUCUAAGCACCUUUUAUGCUACAUGAAUGUAAGGCAGUUUUAUUUGUUGUGCUGCCAUGAUUGUGAUGUUUAUUGAUGUUGGCUCUUUUAACC
Messenger RNA from Nicotiana tabacum (common tobacco), 2320 nucleotides. RefSeq names its product mitogen-activated protein kinase homolog NTF3-like. The record is from RefSeq and is a predicted model, not a curated record. Gene Ontology annotation, molecular function: ATP binding; MAP kinase activity. Lineage: Eukaryota; Viridiplantae; Streptophyta; Magnoliopsida; Solanales; Solanaceae. Gene Ontology annotation, biological process: protein phosphorylation.